This is a messenger RNA of Notothenia coriiceps (black rockcod), 1514 nucleotides long. RefSeq names its product otolin 1a (gene otol1a). The coding region runs from base 1 to 1464 and encodes 487 amino acids. The record is from RefSeq and is a predicted model, not a curated record. NCBI's taxonomy places the organism in Eukaryota, Metazoa, Chordata, Actinopteri, Perciformes, Nototheniidae. The transcript has 4 exons. Gene Ontology annotation, molecular function: protein binding.
AUGUUUUCCGUUCGCCUCGUAUUCCUGACCACUCUCCUUGUGGUACUGAUGGCCGGGAUGACCUUCAGUGCCAGAACCACACGCCGGCCUAAACCUCAGACCACCAGGAAGCCCCCUCGAGCUGGGAGCGGAGGUGGUGGAGGUGGACGAUUCAGACGGACCACCACCACAACCCCGUCUCCUUCCAGCAGCGCACACAACGAUGAGACAACUGAGGUGACAAUGGACUCUUACUCCGUGUCCCCCACAGACAGCACCACCUUCUCCAGCGAUACUUUCUCCACUGAGUUCCACACCGACGCCAUAGCACCUCCCGGGAACGCCCUUGGAAACUAUACCCUUGAUUACAAUGAAUGCUUCUUCAACGUCUGUGAGUGCUGUCCGCCAGAGCGAGGCCCCGCAGGGCCCAUAGGUGAGACAGGGCCACCGGGACCGCAAGGAGAGAAGGGCCCUGUAGGGUUACCAGGAGAGAGAGGAGAAACCGGGACCAGAGGGCCCCCAGGACUGGCAGGUCUUCCUGGAGCCAACGGACUCAAUGGUGACAUAGGUGAAAAAGGUGAUCAAGGGCCGAUGGGUCUUCCUGGUGCCCCUGGCACCUCGGAAAAACAAAGAGAGAGAGGUGAUCCUGGCCCCAGAGGAGAGAAAGGUGAACGUGGCUUCAUCGGUCUGAAAGGGGACCCUGGAGAAAGGGGAGAGACCGGCCUGAAUGGGACCAAGGGCAGCGCCGGGCGAGAGGGGCCUGCAGGUUCCCCCGGACCCUCUGGGACAAAGGGUCAGAAAGGUGAACAAGGACUUACACCCGAGUGUUUACCUGGUGAUAUAGGGGAGCCUGGGCCCCCUGGAAUGAGAGGUGAGAUGGGCCCCCCAGGAGUGAAUGGAACUGAUGGUGUAAAGGGGGAGAGAGGGGAACCAGGGCCUCCGGGAGGGAAGGGGGAUACAGGUGUCAGAGGGCACCCAGGGCCUCCAGGAGGGAGGGGCAUGGCAGGGCAGAGGGGGGAGAGGGGAGUUAAAGGUGUGCGUGGACCUCGGGGCCCUAAAGGUGCUCCAGGUAAGAGUGCAGAGCUGAUCCGCUCGGCCUUCAGUGUGGGCUUGUUCCCCAGCAGGUCCUUCCCUCCGCCCGGCCUGCCUGUGAAGUUUGAUAAGGUGUUUUACAAUGGGGAGGGGCACUGGGACCCGAAUAUCAACAAGUUCAACGCCACCUAUCCAGGGGUCUACUUAUUCAGUUACCACAUCACCGUGCGCAACAGGCCUGUGCGUGCUGCCCUAGUGGUCAAUGGGAUACGGAAGCUGCGGACUCGGGACUCUCUGUACGGCCAGGACAUCGAUCAGGCUUCCAACCUGGCUCUGAUGCAGCUGAACAAAGGCGACCAGGUGUGGCUGGAGACUCUGAGAGACUGGAACGGAGUUUACUCCAGCAACGAGGAUGACAGCACUUUCUCUGGCUUCCUGCUUUACCCAGACUAAAAAAACAAACCCACUGAUAAUGAAAACCUGUGACUGCCGCCUAUGACCUU